Nipponia nippon (crested ibis) is the source of this 1693-nucleotide messenger RNA. Lineage: Eukaryota; Metazoa; Chordata; Aves; Pelecaniformes; Threskiornithidae. The record is from RefSeq and is a predicted model, not a curated record.
AUGUGCCCGUGCAUCGAGGGGAGGCCGCAGCCACACCGCCUCACUGACGAGGGACGAGCCUCCCCGGGCCUGCUGCAGGCCAACCCCGUCUCGCCUGGGGCACCUCCCGCGCCCGUCCCUGCCGAGCCCCCGGCGGCACCAGGGAAACGCCCGCGGCUCUGCUCUUUCCCGAGGCAACCCGCGAAGACGCUGUGGUACGACCGCCCGCGGUACGUCUACCUGGAGUUCUGCGUCGAGGACAGCAGGGACGUUAAGGUCGUCAUUGAGGACCAGCGGCUGGCGUUCAGUUGCAAAAACGCAGACGGCGUGGAGUUCUACAACGAGAUCAACCUGUACGCCAGGGUCAACUCCAAGGACUCACGGGAGAAGCGCUCCGACCGCUCCAUCACCUGCUUUAUGAGGAAGUGGAAGGAGAAAGUGGCCUGGCCCCGCAUCACCAAGGAGAACAUCAAGCCGGCCUGGCUCUCCGUGGACUUUGACAACUGGCGAGACUGGGAAGGGGACGAGGAGGUGGAGAGGGCCAUGGUGGAGCAGUACGCGGAGCCGGACGACCGCGGCCUCAUCGGCGAUGUCCCGGUGCUGCGCGUCACCCGGCGGGGCCCCGAGGCCGUCCACUUCGUGCAGGCGUCGCUGGAGCCGGGCACCGAGGUGCUGCUGUCGCUGGACUGGGAGCGCCGCUUCGACCACAUGCAGCAGCACUCAGGACAGCAUCUCAUCACUGCCAUCGCAGAGCAGAUGUUUGGAUUCAAGACAACUUCAUGGGAGCUGGGCCGUCAGCGAAGCGUCAUUGAGCUGGACACCCCCUCCCUGACAGCAGAGCAAACAGAGGCCCUGGAGAGGAGUGUGAAUGAGAAAAUCCGGGAGAGGGUGCCCGUGGUGGUGAGGGAACUGGCCGCAGAUGACCCCGAAAUCGAAACUGUGAGGAGCCGUGGAUUGCCAGAUGACCACGCGGGGCCAGUGCGAGUCGUUGACAUCGAAGGCAUAGACUCCAACAUGUGCUGUGGGACUCACGUCUCCAACCUGAGUGACCUGCAGGUUAUUAAACUCCUUGGCACAGAAAAAGGGAAAAAGAACAAAACCAACUUGGUUUUCCUGGCAGGAAACAGAGUGCUGAAGUCAAUCGAACAAAGUCACAGUACUGAGAAGGCUCUAACCUCACUGCUCAAAAAUGGGCCAGGUGAGCACGUAGAGGCUGUGAAGAGACUGCAGAGUUCUGUGAAACUGCUUCAGAAGAAUAACUUGAACCUGCUUAGAGACAUGGCUGUUUUGAUAGCCCGGGACUUCAAGAGCAAACCUGUUCCAAGUCAGCUGUUUGUGUUACACAGGAAAGAAGGUGACUCUGAAUUUAUGAAUAUCAUCGCUAAUGAGAUUGGGACAGAGGAAACCCUGCUGUUCCUGACUGUGGGAGAUGAAAAAGAAGCAGGACUCUUUCUUCUAGCUGGACCUGGGGAAGCAGUUGAGAAUUUAGGUCCCAGGGUGGCAGAGCUGCUGGGAGGCAAAGGAGCUGGGAAGCGCGGCCGCUUUCAGGGCAAGGCAACCAAGAUGAGUCGGCGAGGAGAAGUGCAAGCUCUGCUCCAGGAAUUCAUCAGCCAUCGAAGCCCUGAAGCAUAAAAACCAAUUCUCCAAGUAGGGCUGUCUUCCCUGCUUUGCGUAAGCUCCACCAAUUUCUCUCCCAGAGAAUAAAGACGUAAAA